UUGGUGACGUGCGGCGCAUGCGCUGUGGGCGAGAGACGCGAGGUGGGAAAAUUCAUUCUCCAGUGUCUGUGCGAACCUACAACAUAAACAUGAUUUUCAGAAACAGCUUGUAAGUUUACGGCGCAUAAAACCGGACAGAUACGCUCCUCAGUUCCCCAUUCAUCACCCGUACCUGUUUGUGCAGCAUGAAGAUUGCAGUAGAAGGCUGUUGCCAUGGGGAGCUGGACAAGAUCUACGAGACCAUCAGCUAUCUGGAGAAAAAGGAGGGGGUGAAGGUGGACCUGCUUCUGUGCUGUGGAGACUUCCAAGCAGUGCGGAAUGAAGGAGACAUGAAGUGCAUGGCAGUACCAGCCAAGUACAGGAUGAUGCAGACCUUUUACAAAUACUAUUCUGGAGAGAAGAAAGCACCAGUCCUCACCAUCUUCAUUGGAGGGAACCACGAGGCUUCCAACCACCUGCAGGAGCUUCCUUAUGGAGGCUGGGUGGCACCGAACAUUUAUUAUCUGGGUUAUGCCGGUGUUAUUCGCUACAAAGGGAUUAGAAUUGGUGGCUUAUCUGGAAUAUUCAAAUCACGUGACUAUAGAAAAGGUCACCAUGAAUUCCCUCCAUACAACCCUGACACUCUCCGAAGUGUAUAUCACAUCCGAAAUAUUGAGGUGUUCAAAUUAAAACAGAUCCAGAUGCCCAUAGACAUUUUCAUGAGCCAUGACUGGCCUCGUGGAAUCUACUACUAUGGAAGUACAGGGGAACUGCUGCGAAAGAAGAAGUUUCUGCGUCAGGAGGUGGAGUCAAACACCCUGGGAAGUCCUGCUGCUGAGGAGCUCCUGGCUCAUCUCCAGCCCAGCUACUGGUUCUCUGCACAUCUUCAUGUGAAAUUUGCUGCCAUUAUGCAGCAUCCGCCUAAAGGUAAUGCUGCCCCACGUGUAACCAAAUUCCUGUCUCUGGAUAAAUGUUUGCCCUAUAGGGAAUUCUUACAGAUUGUGGAUGUUCCAGAGAGACUGGGUUCAUCUGAGGGUCUGGAGUAUGAUCCAGAGUGGCUUGCUAUUCUGAAGGCCACAAACAGUCUACAGAGGACAACCCCUCACCCCUGGAACCCCCCAGAGAAUAAUGGCCUGCACGAACGGUGGGACUUCAGAGCUUCAGAAGCAGCUAUGAUGCAGGUGGUGGAGGACCUCAGCGGUGAACUUGCCAUUCCAGACAACUUUAGCCGGACUGUGCCACCCUUUGACCCCAACAAGCCCCAGCCCCAUGCCGCCCCCAGCUACAACACCAACCCUCAGACAACUGAGCUCUGUGCCACAUUAGGUCUGACAGACAUCUAUGCCCAGGCUGGGCAGGGAGGUGACGAGCUGGGGAGAGUUCAGGGCAGCACUGGAGGGGAGGAGGAUGAUGAUGAAGAUGGGAAUAGUGUGGGAAGUGUGGAUGAGCCCAGCGAGUAUCCAACUGACACGUCAGGACUGUCGAGUUCGUUUAAUCCUGAUGAGAUCACUAUAGAGGAUGAGUGGGAGGAAGAGGAAGAGGAGGGAAAAGAAGAAGAGUCAAAAGCAGCAGUGACAGGAGAUAAGCUCCCCGUAGGCGAAAUCCACACCCCCAGCCGUAUGGUUCUUCCAGAGCCCAAAUCUGAUGUCUCACCCACUCACCUGCCCCACCUAAUGAACCUGCCACCUCCAUGCCACUCCACCCCAGCAGCAGCAGCAGUGCCCUCUCUCUCUGGAGCAGAAAGGGAGGGACUUUGUGAGGGCGGGGACGAGGAUGCCUCAGCCACACGCAUCUUAAAACGUACCAGCGAUGAGACCGGGGAUCCUGGCAGCAGAGGCACGACUCCCAGAAUCAAACGCAGGAACCAGGUUAUCUACACAACAGUGGAGGAUGAAGAGUGUGAGGAUUAGUGGUCAGGGUGAGAUAAGGCAAAUGGUGAGGACUCAUUCCAUGCCAUUUGUCACAGGGUGUACAAGUCUCAAUUAGUUUAUAUUGAUUUGUAAAACUUGCCAUUAAUUUAUGCUUUUUUAUAUCGCUUCCAACAUGAGCUGUACAAGGUAGAGUCUGUACAUGACAAAGGAGUGUUAGUUUCUCAAUUCAGUUUCUACAGAAAGGUAAUUACAGCCAUGAGAAUUUUUCUUUGUUAAAAUGUGGUCACCUUUUUUAUAUAUUUUAAUCAAACCAAGAAAAUUUUAGAGAACAGAUUUUUGAGUUCUGUUAAUUUUUUUUUUUUUUUACAUGUCACUUCAAGACAAUAGCGCUGAUUAAAGAGGCUGGAAAAUUGAAAUAACCUUUUUUUAAAAAAAUAAUAAAUGCCAUUAUACACCAUUGUACAGCCACUUGGCAAAAACAGGGACUAAUCUUGUCACACUUAUCUGAGGUGAAAGAAAAGUAAUCAGCAUUCUGCACUCAAAGCGCCAUUCACAGCUUUAUUGAACACUAUACAUACUGUGGGUGCUGAUGAAAAAUCAAGUCUUGUUUUAAUGACCUGUCAUCUUAAUUGCACAGAACACUGAACCUACUUGUGAUCACUGAAGAAUGAAUAAAUGAAUGCAAUUUAUUUUAUAUAACGA
Molecule: messenger RNA, 2552 nt
Organism: Lates calcarifer (barramundi perch)
Lineage: Eukaryota; Metazoa; Chordata; Actinopteri; Centropomidae
Gene: dbr1
Product: debranching RNA lariats 1
Exons: 9
Coding region: 186-1889 (567 amino acids)
Biological process (GO): mRNA splicing, via spliceosome
Cellular component (GO): nucleus
Molecular function (GO): RNA lariat debranching enzyme activity
Source: RefSeq, a predicted model, not a curated record